AUGGUUUGGACAACGAGGACAGUCUGGUCCUUGACAGAGCUGAAAGCAAUCACUUUCAGUGUUCUCUUGCCUGAAUCCUUCACGUCUGAAAUCUUGGGAGAAAACUGGAUUGAUCCUGAUCUUCUGGGACGCGCUGGUGUUGGAGACCUGACGAAGGUUGGUGUGAAGAACGUCAAAUGUGACGACUGUGGAACCAGCAGCGAGAGUUGUGUCCUUGAUAACCGGCACAUUCCCAAAGUGCUACAUCUCAUGCUAUGUGGUGAGACUCAAGAAGGCAAGGAUUUCCGUGACGCUUUCAAGACACUGUUGGAAAUGGCAUGGCCUCCAAAUGCUGAGUUUUGGUUGUGCUGCUCCAAAGACCGCACCAAGAUCGAGGCCUGCCUUGAGCCUGACCACGUCUUUGUGCCGCCUGAAGGCAUCCCAAUGGCACCCCACUUUCUCACCACCAAGUUCGAAGCUGGCCAGCAGGAGGCUUUGACUGCCGCACUCAUUUCCAAGAUCAACGUGCAUGGAACUACAUUGAAGAUGGACUUGGCAGGAAGGUUUGACCUUGGUGCUGCUGGGGUACUCACCAUCACCAGGAAUGAGCCAGAUGCCUUCCACCACUACCUUGGCAACGCCUGGGGCAAUGUGUUCUUGGAUUGCAAGGCCAGCCCUGAGGAUCCCUUGUGUGCUGCAGCUGCUGAGGAAGACCACUUUGUCGGUCGCCAUGAGGAGUCUCAUAAUCUUCCAUUGUUCACCUGCAGCGGCGAGAGCAGUUACCCUAUCAAGGCAUCUGGGAAGUCUUGCUCUAGUGAAGACAUGGCCAGUAAUGAGGCUGGUGGAUGCGACUUUGUGGCGGCGGCUGGAGAGUGUGAUGUGGUCUGUGUGGGUGGCAUGUGUGGUACCAACCAGCCCUUUGAAGAGGGACGUGGUUCCAUUAAUGUCCUCUAUGUGUACAUGGAUGAGUACGACGUUGCAGGUUUCGUGAAUGGUCAAAUCCUAGCCAUUGCAAUUCCUGCUGUUCUUGCUCUGCUUCUUGCGACUGGGCUCCGUUGGCUGAACCUCAAAGGCCGCAAUCCCCGAAGCCACAGCGGUGUGGUCUCCGAGGCUUCGAAUGUAAAAGAGUCUGCCCCUUUUCAAGGCACCGAAACUAACGAAUCUGUUGAAAUGGGCGCGUAAGCAAGGUUUUCACAUGUUGAACCCACGACAAGCACUUCUACCGUAAUGAUUUGAGCAGCUGGAGAGGGGCGUGUGACCACAGUUAGUUGCAAAUACUCGCGAUACAAUACCUCAGCAGUAGCCUAAGUUAUUUGAAUAGGUUCCAAAAAGUUAUUG
Messenger RNA from Seminavis robusta, 1317 nucleotides. NCBI's taxonomy places the organism in Eukaryota, Bacillariophyta, Bacillariophyceae, Naviculales, Naviculaceae. The record is from the annotation of a GenBank genome assembly.